This is a messenger RNA of Fukomys damarensis (Damara mole-rat), 6274 nucleotides long. RefSeq names its product zinc finger protein 717. Bases 919 to 2637 code for a protein of 572 amino acids. Gene Ontology annotation, biological process: regulation of DNA-templated transcription. The transcript has 6 exons. The record is from RefSeq and is a predicted model, not a curated record. NCBI's taxonomy places the organism in Eukaryota, Metazoa, Chordata, Mammalia, Rodentia, Bathyergidae. Gene Ontology annotation, molecular function: DNA-binding transcription factor activity, RNA polymerase II-specific; RNA polymerase II cis-regulatory region sequence-specific DNA binding.
AGAACUUUGCAUUUGCUUUCAACGUGAGGAGGAGUUUGGGAAUGUCAUCCAAAGAAAACUUUGAUCAGGUCAUGGUGGUCCUGGGGUUCAUAACCUCUCAGAUGUAAAGAUAGCCAGGUGUUUGAAGACUGCCACUCUUUGAUGGAGUCCAGUGUUGCUGGAAACAAUCCCUCCAGGCAAAAGUAAUGUGUGUAAAUAUUAAAUGGGGUUAGUAGUCAAGGGGGUCAGGAUAAAGUAUAUAAGUCUGCACUUGGUUGGGGAAGAAAUGGUGUUCUUCAAAACCUAUCAGAUGGUUAGAACAUCUAAGGUUUAUGCACGGUGAAAAGUUAAUGUUAGACAACAGACCCAUCAUUCAGCUUCAUUAUGUCCUUUAAGGAAGUAAUUAGUAAAAUAACAAUGGCUCCCCAACAGUUAGGGGCCAGUCUUAAACCAUCAGUUCCUUGUCGCCUCCUCAAAAAAACUCCACAAUCCUUUGUUCCGGCAGGACCGCGCAGAAGGUGGUGGGAAAUCUAAACCCCCAACAAUGUCUCUGGAGAACCGGAAAUAACUUGCCGGUUUUCCUUUACGCACGCGUAGCCCCGCCUGUACAUCAUUUUCUCCCGGAAGUUCCUGGCUCUGUCCCUCGCAAUAGUUACUCUGUCAGUGGAGUUGCGUUCUGUGUCCGCGAAGGAUUGUAAGAGGGCAAAAGAACAGCCUUGAUCCUGGGGAGCCGGAGAGGGAGGCUCCUAUGUCUGGAGUGCACUAGCCCCAGGCUUUUCCACAAUCUCCCUGUGUCCAGGAAGACAAGCCCCAGUGAGACAAUUGGCUCAAGCUUUUCAAGCUUAGCUAAUACAUGGAGUAUUUUUGAGGAGGUAAUCUAAGUCCACACCAGCCUGUUCUCUCAUGCAAUUCCUUUCCUACAUUUGACUUCUCUCAGCUAUGCCUCCAGAGUCCUCUAUAUGUUUCAAAGAGCAACAAAAAAUGAAUAAACCUCAGAUGUUGGUGUCAUUUGAGGAUGUGGUUGUAGACUUCACCUGUGAGGAGUGGCAGGACCUGGACGAUGCUCAGAGGACCCUAUACAAGGACGUGAUGCUGGAGACCUACCGCAGCCUAGUGUUGCUGGGGCAUUGCAUCACAAAACCUGAGGUGAUCUUUAAGCUGGAGCAAGGAGCAGAGCCAUGGAUGGGAGAAGAACCCCCAAAUCUGAGCCCCCCAGAUGGCCAGAAAAUGGAUGACAUAAUUGAGACCAGCAACCAAAGUGGAGAUAGACAUGUGUGGCAAGUUGUAAUCACCACCAAGAACACAACUGAGGAGCAAGUUGAAUUAAGAAAUACUUUUGAUUUAAGCUCUAGCCAUAUUUCAGAUUUGAUUAUAAAUGAUGGAAGCUAUUCAGGAUUAAAACCUGAAGAACAUAAUGUUUGUCAGAACACACAUCUCCUCAGUGAGCCUGGUGAGGUGGAUGCUGGAGAGAAACCUAAUCAGUGUCAUAUAACUGGCAAGUCCCUGAAAUGUCCUGAGCAUUUUGGUCAGCAACCCAAGAUUCCAGCUGGGCAGCAAGAUUUUCAAUAUAAUGGACAAUGGAAAGCCUUCACCAGGGAGGCAAAAUUACUGAAAGAAUGUAUUACACAUAAGAGAGUUUCUAUGGGGCAGGCCUGCUGGGAGCAUGAUGAACCUGGGAAAGCCUGUGAGAAGUCAGCUCUCAUUGUUAAGACAGGAAGGAAAACUCUUUAUAAAAAAUGUAAUCUCACUAAGUAUCAGACACACACGCGGGAGAAAUCUUGUGAUUGUCUUGAAUGUGAGAAAACCUUCAUUACUAAAUUAGACCUUAUAAUACAUCAGAAGAAACAUUCAGGGGAAAAACCCUAUGCAUGUAACCAGUGUGAGAAAUCCUUCAGCUACAAAUCAGACCUUAUUGUCCAUGAGAGAAUUCAUACAGGGGAAAAGCCAUAUGCAUGCAAUAAAUGUGGAAAAACCUUUAGCCGGAAGUCAACUCUCACUAUCCAUGAGGUAAUUCACACUGGGAAGAAGCCCUAUGAAUGUAAUGAGUGUGGAAAGACAUUUCACCAGAAGUCAAACCUUACCAGUCACCUGAGAACUCACACAGGAGAGAAACCCUAUGAAUGUAAUGAAUGUGGAAAAGCAUUUGGCCAGAAGUCAAACCUCAGAACGCAUCAAUGUAUUCACACAGGGGAAAAACCAUAUGAAUGCAAAGAAUGUAGGAGAAGUUUCUACCAUAAGCCAGCGCUCACUAUACAUGAGCGGACUCACACUGGUGAGAAGCCCUAUGAAUGUAAUGAAUGUGGUAAAACCUUUUGCCAGAAGUCCUACAUUAGGAAGCAUCAGAGAACGCACACUGGGGAGAAGCCCUAUGAAUGUAAUGAUUGUGGAAAAACCUUUGGCCAGAAAUCCUAUCUCAGUAAACAUGAGAUAAUCCAUACUGGGAAAAGACCCUAUGAAUGUAACCAGUGUGGAAUCACCUUUUCCCAGAAGUCAAACCUCAGUAGGCAUCAGAGAACUCACACUGGAGAGAAACCCUUUGAGUGUAAUGAAUGUGGAAAAACUUUCGGGCAGAAGUCAAGCCUCACAGUCCAUCAGAGUUCCCACAAAGGGCAGAAACCGUAUGAACACCAACAGUACAGGAGAGGUUUCUUCCAUUAGGCCCCACUAUAUACAAGAAAAAUUACAUGGGGUAGAAACCAUAUGAAUGAAUGUAGAGAGAACUUUGAGCAAAAGUUACAGCUCAUUGCACAUGAGAUACUUGGGAGAAGCCCUGUGAAUGUAUUUGAAGAGGAAAACCCUUUUGACAGAUGUCAUAAGUCAGCAGGCAUUAAAAACUCACAUGGGAGGUACCUUUGAAUCUGAAAUAACUUUCUCAGAAAUAACUUCUCAUGCAUAAUGGCAAAAUAUUCUUUGCAGAGACUAGUUAUACCUACUCCCCAAACUACUUUAUUGUCUUUGGAAUGCAGCCUUCAUUUCUAGCUUUAACUCACUGUGACCAUCACUAGUUAACUGAGCUCUGCUUGGAGAAUAUGGACAGUGACAAGCAUUAUGUCCAGGCCUGGCAACACAAAGAUAGUGACUGUGCAGUUCUCUAUAUAAUUUCUCAUGUCUAGCACUGAAGCGCAGGUGGCUCUCGGGAUAACCCUGAGAGAUAAGAAAAGGUUGCUGUGGGUUAAGACAAAUGAAGAGAACAAAGAUCUUUCCAGGGUAUCCCUGUAUCCCCCCCGCCCUUUUUUUUAAAGAGAAGGAAAAGUAAGUACAGAUUCUGCUGUUCCAUUUUUUUGCAUUUGUGAUCUGUUUGCAUUGUGCUACCAGUUCUUUUAUCAGAAAAUGUAUACAGAAGAAAAAUCGGUGUUGUCAUCUUUCAUCCCCAAGUCAGUUUUUGGAAGAAUUUUUUUAAAAUGUGGAGAUACAACAAAUGGAACAAAUUUGGGAAUGCCUUUAUCAGGCAAUGAUACCAGUGAAGAGUGAGAAUAAAAUAAGUUUAUAUCCUCAAUUUGUGAAGGCUUUUAAUAAAAUAUGUAUUUUUAAUGCAUCAGAAUUUGCAGUGAAGGGAAAAAUGCCAAAUUGAUCUAAUAGAGAUCUAGGCUUUAAAAUACAAAUAUUAAAUAGAGACUAUUUCAUUACAUCCCAGUGAAAUAUGAAUGCUUAUAUUGCCAGGCAGGGUACAUUUCACUGUUUCUAGAAGCAUUUUUUUAAAAAGCAUAAUGGGAGUUGGGAAGAGGCCUCGAAUUUAUGAGAAGAGGCCUCGAAUGCAGCUACCCGGCCUACAGAUCAUGGAACAGACUCCUCAGUAGUACUUGGUUUCUACAUAAGAGUAUUUCAUGUUUGAAAUUUUCCUUAUUGGGAUCUAGAGUUAGGGGAGGUAAUUCAUAUACUAUUAAUAAAUAUUGCGACAAAUUAGCACAGUUGAUUUUCUUUUGGUAUGGCAAAAUAGGCUGCAGAGUUUAUACAGAAAAGAGCUUUAAUUUGCACAGUUUUGGAGGCUAAAAGACUAAGAUAAGGUGGCUUCAUCAUUUUGGCCCUUGCCAACAGCCCCGUUGAUUUGUUUCACAAUACAUUGAAGAAGUAAGGUGGAAAGCAGCCCUAUAUAGCAGGGGCCACACAUGUAGCAUAAGCCUGCCUUAUAACAACCCACACAGAAAGAAAUUAAGUUAGUGAUCAGUAUUAAUCCCUUAAGUGGCAUCACUUCCAGUGACCCCAUUAUCCCUCGCCUGCUGGGUCCCAUAUUUUAAAGGAUCACCCACCUCACUGCCACACUGAAGACCAAGGCUCCACACAGCGUGUAAACUUUUAGUGACAAACCCAAACAACAGCAUUUAGGAUUUUUCCACAUCAGGUGCCAUUUAGCCUCUUUAUAUUUUAUUAAGUAUGUUGGUGAUGUUAAAAACUUUGCUAAUUUGACAAGUUGUUCUAAUAUGCACUUCAAUUACUUUUUUCCUGCCUACCCAUCUUCCUGCAGUUGAAUUGAUUCCAGGAGACUUGAAAAAAAUCGGACUGAAAUUACUAUUGAAACACACACACAUCUCAUGAAGUAUCUUUUCUAGAGUUUUUUCUUUGCCUUUAUUAGCUAAAGGUGAAUGUUCAGGAAGAUAAAAGAACCUCUGGGCUGUGUUUACUUGCACUAAACCAUUUGGGAAGAAAAUAAAAGCUAAACAGUAGUUAUAAUGGGUGGUUUGAAUUAAACCUUUUCUUUUACUGCUCCUCGGAAGCCUGUAUGCAUAGAGCCUUGGGGAGGAAUGGACUUGUCUGACUUCUUCCUCCUCUACCUGUUUAUGCAGCUCUCAGCUUGGCAAAACUGCAGGCCCAGAGUGGUUAGUGCCCUGCUGUCCUAAUCCGUAAGCAUCAUUAGUUCUUGUCCCAGCUCUUGGGAACCCUGCUCUAUCCUUCUCCCCACAAGAAAGGGUCCAGUGUCAGUGGUUCACAUCUUCAUUAGUGUGUAAAGUCACGGGUCACUCUCAAGGGUGGUUCUCUUGAAGGUACAGUCUUCAGUAGAGAAAGUCUAAUAGCACUGAGUUCAAGACAAGAGGCAGAGAUGUGACAUUUGCUUAAAACCACCAUAAGGGGCUUUUACACCACGGAGUAAGCAAAAGACUUGGAGUCAGAUAGAAGCUGUAACAGUCAGAUUUGCGUCACUGUGACAAAAUACCUGAGAUAAUUAACUUAAAAAGAAGAAAAGUUUAUUUUGGCUCACAGAUUUAGAGAGCUAUUCCUGAAAAAUGUGGGGUUUCCUCAUGACACUUUGAUUCAUGUAAGAGAAUGAAGCAUCUGGAAUGAAAGAAAGGAUAUUAAUUUGACGUGGAGAGAGAUCCCUGUUCCAAGGCUGCAAACAUGGCACUCUAUGAAUUUUUUCUUUUCCUAAUUAUUUCUUGUUUCUUACUGACUCUAAAAUAGACUUUUCAUAUCACUCAGUAAUAUGCAAAUUGUCUCUGUACCCUAAAUAAAUGAAAUGCACGCUCUGAAUAGAGAUGUCUGCAUUCCCAUAUUUGUUGCAAUGCGAUUUACAAUAGGCAAUAUAUGGAACCCAUAUGAGUACCCCUCAACAAAUGAAUGGAUAAAGAAAGGGGGACACAUACCUACAAGGAAUGGUAGUCAUAAAAAAUCUGUAACUUGAAGGAAUAUGGAUGGAGUUACAGAACUUAAUGUUAAGUGAAAUAAGUUAGGCAUACAAUAAAAUACCCGUGUACAUACUCUCAUGUGAAGUCUAAAAUAAAAGUUGAUCUCACAGAAGUAGAGAGUAGAAUGGAAAAGUAAGGAGUGAUAAUUACAGUCAGAAAAUAUGAGCUCUGGUGUUCCAUUACAUAAUAGGGAGAUCACACCUAAUAAUAAUGUAUUGUAUAUUACAAGUGAAACAGAUUUUGGAUGUUUUUACCACAAGACAUGUUUCAAGUGAUAGUUCUGCUACUUAGAAUGAUUUGACUAAUACAGAUAUGCAUUAAAAUUUCAUACUGUACCCUCCAUAUUACAAUUUCUGUAUGUCAGUGAAUGCAGAAACCCAUACAAACUACUUUAUCCUUGCAGCAGAAAAAUUCUAAAUUACUCACAGAACUGAAAAAUUUCAGUGUGAGAUGACAGAGAAAACAAGUGAGAAAUGAAGAACCAUCACACAGGUAAUGAAGGAGAAUAGUUUGAUGCAUGUGUAGCUAAAUUAGAGAUACUUAGAAUGGAGAUAAUUAGAAAAUAAAAAAUUAUUCCUUUUUAAAUUCCGAGAGUACCAUGUGUGCAGCCUUGGAAUAGAUUUCAUCAUCCCACAUACAGAAUUAAUAGUUCUUCACCUUAGAUUCUUCAUUCUCUG